AGCGCUUGGUUACGUUGCUACAUUUGUCAAACGGGGUCGAGCUGUGGUGGAUUGGAGCUGGAGGUGCCGCUUGUGUUCGCCAAGGAUCGUGGCUGUGCAUCUUUUUACAGGUCAGAGGUACCGAGUGUUAAGGGAAGGCCACUAAAUCUGAUCUCUCACGUUCAACUUCACCAUUGAAAAAGAACUUCAUUACCCAGAGUCCUGUCUGAAAGUAGGAGGUACCAGACAUCAGGAGAAUACCUGGAGUGAUCAAGUAGCCUUGGGUGUAUACAAGUGAGAUUCAAACUUUAAACAGUGGCAGAUGAAUAUGAAGGUGGAGAAGAGAUAAGUUGAGGCAGCGACUGGGAGAGAGACAAAGUAUCUAAGCAGAGGAACAAUUUUAAAAAUUGGACAAAGAUCAAUUCUGAUGCAUUGGAAGUGUGUGGAACUAUCCUGCUGUUGGUUGCUGCUCUGUCUCCUCCUUGCUGCUGAAACUGUACCAAUCGAUAAAAUAAAGGUGAACAAAGUAGAAGAACCUGAGGUGCAGGCGACGGUUGAAAGUCCAGACACUGGGUUGUAUUACGAUCGCUACCUCCGUGAAGUAAUUGAUGUAUUGGAAACAGACAGACAUUUUCGGGACAAACUUCAGACAGCAAAUAUAGAUGAAAUAAAGAGUGGAAAAUUGGCUAAAGAACUAAACUUAGUGAGUCAUCUUGUGAGAACCAAAUUAGACGAAUUGAAAAGACAGGAAGUUUCCCGGCUACGAAUGCUUAUUAAAGCCAAAAUAGAUGCACAACAAGGUAAAGAUGCAGGAAUAGACCAUCAUGCCUUGUUGAAACAAUUUGAACAUCUCAAUCACCAAAACCCCCAUAGCUUUGAGCCAGAAGAUUUGGAAUUAUUGAUUAAAACUGCGACCAGUGACCUGGAAAACUAUGAUAAAGAACGGCAUGAAGAAUUUAAGCAAUAUGAGAUGCUGAAGGAACAUGAGAGGAGGGAGUACUUGAAAACAUUAGAUGAAGAAAAGAGGAAAGAGGAGGAGGCUCGGUUUGAUGAGAUGAAAAGGAGACACCAGGAUCACCCAAAAAUUAAUCAUCCAGGAAGCAAAGAUCAGUUGAAAGAAGUCUGGGAGGAAACGGAUGGCCUCGAUCCUGAAGAUUUUGAUACCAAGACCUUCUUCAAACUGCAUGAUACUAAUGGUGAUGGAUUCUUGGAUGAGCAGGAGAUGGAAGCAUUAUUUACCAAAGAGCUGGAGAAGAUUUAUGAUCCUAACAAUGAGGAAGAUGAUAUGAUAGAGAUGGAGGAAGAACGGUUGAGAAUGAGGGAGCAUGUUAUGAAAGAGAUUGAUACAAACAAAGACCGAUUGAUAUCUGUUGAUGAAUUUUUAACUGCUUCUGAAAAGAAGGAGUUUGUGGAUGCAGAUAAUUGGGAGACUCUAGAUGAACAGGAGCUUUAUUCAGAAGAUGAGCUGCAAGAGUUUGAAAGACGACUGUCUCAGCAGGAGCAUGAACUGCAAAUGAAAUCCGAUGAUCUUUUGAAACAGCGUGAAGCACUGCAGCUUCAACAAGACCAGUUGCAAGCUCAGAAAUUUGAGUUCCAGCAGGCUGUACAGCAUCUGGAGCAGCAAAAACAGACACAGCAGGCUCAUCCUCCAGCAGGACCGAACGGAGAACUCCAGUUCCACCAAGAAAAAGAACACGCAGCUCCUCCAGGAAAUGUGCAAGCUAUGCCUCCAGGCCAUGAUCAGCCACAAGAUUUAAACCAACCAGCACCUGGUCAAGAUCAACCUCAACAAUAAUCACUGUGCUUCCAGGAUUUGGACUGGCACAUGAGUUCCUGAUUGGCUUUUUGGGUCCAAAUGAUCAUUACUCCAAUCCAAUAAUGUUUUUAUUGCUGUUUAUUCCUGUUAAUAUUGCACAUUACGCAGAGACCACUGACUGCAAGCAUUUUCUUCAAGGGGUUACUGAAACACUUGUGCAGAUAUUUCAUUAUACAACAAAAGUGAUUUACUUAUGAUAGUGAGUAGAAUUCACUUGAAAGCCCUAAACUGAGAUCUGAACUGAUUACUUUUGAAUUGUAAUAGAAUAGAAUAGCUGCAACUGAGCAUCUGGAAAAAUAUUUUCAUCCUGUUGUUGUAGUUCCUUUGUGGGAUAUUGGAGAGAAUGCUUGGUGUAUUAAUUAAAAUUGAGAUGGUUCCUGGGAUUUGGUUAAACAUUUGGGUUAGUAUUUUAGGCUUGUAAUUAGAAUAGCUAUUCAUUUUAUACGUGAGGUAUUGUGUUAAAGAUUGCAGAGUAUGAUCACUGCUGGUCUGUCUUCUUGGCUUUAGCUAUCUCCGGCUACAAUUAAUCUCUUUCAGUCUUGGUCGUCAAUGCCAUAUCUUGGUUAACAUUGUUUUGGAAUGAUUAUGUCAGCUGGAAAUGUAAAGGGGUGGGCUUUUAUUCAAGUACACACACUUUGAAUCCUUUUUUCAAGUUUGAUUAUUUUGAAAUGUUGAUUCAUCCUUCUGUUGAUGGUUUUGGGUGCAUAUUAGGUGUGCUGCUUAUAAUUGUGUUUGGUUAUCUAAAUAUUUUCGGUACUUUUAACUUCUUGAUUUGUUACUAAUUACCCUGCCAGUCUGAGGGCUGGAGACAAUCCUCUUAAUAGAAAUUCUGUGUCUCUUUCCAUAGUUGCCCAAGUUGGAUUUAAAUUCAUACAGUUGCCAUAGCUGAUAUCCAAAUCUGUUGAUAAUCCAAAAGCAAUACAAAAAUACGAACUGGCUGUUACAAGUUGCCAAAUUGCAGCUACUAAUUCAGCAACUGCCAGCACAUUUUUUAAUUAAUAAGAGAAGCUUAUUAAUAUCUCAAUGCAUACAUUUUAAGCUAAAGAUAACUAGAAAAAUGCUUAUUGUGAUGUGUAUGGGUGUUUUGUUUUGAUGAUGGACUGCUUCUAUUCAUGAACUUGUAGAGUUUUAGGUUCUGGGCAUUUUGGACUUGUUAAAGAUCACCAGCAUUUGUUGGCUAUUAGUAAUGUAUCAACAUACACAAUAGAACCACCAAGUACAAGUUUCUUCAAAAACUAAGUGUAUGAUCCUUGCCAAGAUGUAUGUUAUUUGUAUAGGAGCCAAUGCCCAUUUGCCUUCCUUAGCAUAGUUUAGUUUAUCUGGAUACUUUUUUGCCUCAGUGGCAAUGCAGGUUGUCAUAAUGCACAGAUUAACAGUUAUGUAGUCGUAUUGAAUGUUGCAUUUUAUCAUGUGUAAGCUAUUGGUUGAAUAACACAGAAUACCUGAAAAAUUAUAGACUGAUUUUUUUUUUAGCAUUUCCAGAUUUAGUUAAUUUAGAAAAGCUGCUUCUCACAGCACUUUGGGUUCUGACUAACUAGUUGUCUUAAUGAAUGUCAUUGUCAAACAAUUAAAUCAUCAAUGCAUUGUUAUAGUCAUGUGGGUAAGGAUUUGCAAUGCAAUAUGCCCUCAACUUGUUAGAUUUAGCUGUGCCAAUUUGAGGAAAAAUCAGUUGAAGUCCAGCUAUUCUGCCGCAGGAAUGAGGUUUACACUGCAUACAGGUCAGUUUCAGAAUGGUGCUGGCAGCAACCUGGAAAGUCUUCUUUCUUCUUAACAACAAAAAGUGCUGCAUGUUGGCCAUUAAGUGAUAUUUGAAAUAUAUUUGGAAGUUAGGAUUUACACAAAUGAAAUACUGCAGAUGUUGGAGAUCUGAAAUAAAAAUUACACGCUGGAAAAACUUAGGCCUGGCUGAAAGAGGAACAGAGUUAAAAUUUUAAAUCCAGUAUGUUUUCUUCAGAACUUAGGAACAAUGUAAUGAUUUUAAUGCUGUCGAAAAGAAGGCGGGUGGAAGAUAAGGAUGGAAUUCUGUGGAACAGAAGAGAAUAUCAGGGAUAUUAAUUCUAGUUUUAUUGACAAAUUGAUAUUGCUGCCAUGAGUGGUUGAGCGGAGUUUGAACUGAUGUCAUGAACCAGUUAAUAGCUAGGAGCAUCUUGAGUGAGAAUCAGCAGUCAGUGAGAGCAGAGGAAGCUAUGAAGAUAACACAUGGGACAGUUGAAUUGACAGUUCAGAACACUAGACUUCUAAUAUGUGUUUCCAGGAAUUGAUGUAGCCUUUAAGAUUGGAUGAAAGACAAAGUAAUGCACUGGGUUGAAUUGUAGCCUCUAAUCUUGAAGCCUGGACUUCAGUCCACUGAGGCUGAAGAUCUGCUGGUCAGUGAAAGUCCAAUGUAAGAUAGGGUUGGUAAUUUGACUGAAUUUCUAGUAGGUAGUUUCAAAUGUGUGGAUUCGCAGCACAAAAUUGCCCCUACUGUAAUAGUAAUUGGCACUGUCAGUCACUGGCUGAUGUGAGAAAUAUAAAAUGUUACAUAAAUAUAGCCAGUGCUUUUGAAGUGUCUUUGGGUGAAAAUAAACAUUUCAGACACCGAGGGGGUCCUGUAUUCUGAAUCUAACUAUAUCGCACCUGACAUGGGAAUGCGUAAUAUUGGCACUGAGUAUCUAAAUUCGUAAUGUAUUAAAUAAUUUAGCAUCACAUCUUCAGCUUGCUAAAGUAUAAAACUCACUAAGUUAUGAAAAUGCUGUUUUUUUUUUACCUGAAGAUGAAAUGCCCUUCAGUUUAAUUAUGUAACAUAUUCAACAUUUCUUGAUUUAAGAAAUACAAUGGUUCAUUGUCUACUUACCAGGCAAAGCCUUUCCAAAGAGAUCUGUGCUACUACUAUGUGUACAAGUGUUCAAUUGUAAUUUGAAAUCUGUUAAGCAUUAGUAUUCAAACUUAAAGUUAUUGUCUUAGCCCCACAGUAUCAGUUCUGAGAACAUAUUUUAAAAUGUGUUGCAGAUGUGUUUUUAUUUGACUAUUGUCCUAAUUUUGUUUUGUGGUGCAAUAUUUGUAGAUGAAAUUUUUUCAGUUCUAUUAAUUUCUUUGUAAGAUUGGUUUAUAAAAGAAUUGUAUUUGAGCAUAAAUCAAAAUAUUUAAA
This is a messenger RNA of Rhincodon typus (whale shark), 4922 nucleotides long. Its product is annotated as nucleobindin-2-like. The coding region runs from base 407 to 1774 and encodes 455 amino acids. Gene Ontology annotation, molecular function: calcium ion binding. The record is from RefSeq and is a predicted model, not a curated record. The transcript is spliced from 14 exons. Gene Ontology annotation, cellular component: endoplasmic reticulum-Golgi intermediate compartment; extracellular exosome. Lineage: Eukaryota; Metazoa; Chordata; Chondrichthyes; Orectolobiformes; Rhincodontidae.